UCUAUUGCCCUGAUCUUUUUAGUGUCGUUGUAUUUCAACAUGGCAGUAGGAAAAGAAAAAUGCUUGGAGAUUGUAAAAGCAAACUUGCUGGUAUUUUUUACCUUAUUCGGCGCUGCAGUAGGAUUUAUUAUAGGUGUGGUUGUUCGGAAUACAAACCCAACAGACAGCACUCUCAUGUGGGUUGGUAUCUUAGGAGAGAUUUUCCUAAACAUGCUGAAAAUGAUGAUAGUUCCUCUGAUAGUAGCCUCAGUAAUAACAGGAACAGCUACCCUAGACCCUAAAUCAAAUGGAAAAAUUAGCUUAGUUAGUUUGGGUUAUAUUAUGUUAACAAAUUUCCUUGGAUGCUUCGUUGGUAGUUUACUUUGCGUGAUCAUCCGACCAGGUGAAAUCGCUAAAACAGAAGUUAAAGCAUUUAACUCGGUUCCUUUAGAAACGGAGGACAUUUUCGCUGAUUUACUGAGAAAUAUAUUCCCCGACAAUUUGAUAUCUGCAACUUUUCGCAAGACACUAACGAGCUACGAUAUAGAGAAAUACAAAGCAAAUGAAACUAUAAAUGGGACAAUUGUAACAGUCAUAAAGACUAUGGUGACAGGAAAAAAUCUAUCCAGUGCUGAUAGCACAAAUAUUCUAGGUCUUUUGAUUGCCAGUGCCGUAUUUGGCAUUGCAACUGCGUCAACAAAAGAAAUUGGGCAACCUUUUUUCAAGUUCUUCUACUCAGCUACUGAAAUCAUCUUGGUGAUUUUAGGAAAAUUAGUUUGGUUUACACCAAUUGGUGUAGCGAGUCUGAUUGGUAAAACUAUUGGAGGAACAAAGAACUUGGAGGAUGAUUUUAAUAGACUUGGUUUAUACAUAGCAACACAAAUGAUUGGUUAUUUACUCUUCAUGAUAGUAGUAGUGCCAAUUACGUAUUUUAUAUUGAUGAAAAUGAAUCCGUUUAAGUUUCUUUUUACUGUGAUUCAUGCUUUUGUAAUAGUGUUUGCUACUUCUAUGACAGCUAUGUCUAUUCCUGAAAGUAUACGGCAAUUAGAAGGACCGAACAAAUUAGAUCGUAGAGUGACUCGAUUUGUCAUUCCAUUAAGUGCUGCUAUUGGACGUUGUGGAAGCUGUAUUUACAUAAGUAUAUCAUGUUUGUUUGUUAUGCAAAUCACUGACCAGGAAGUGGACGCUGCUUCGGUCAUUUUAGUCAUAGAUAGGACGAGGACAAUUACAAACUACAGCGUACAAGUGACGUGUGUAGUAUUUACACAAAGGCUAUGUUUAUCCUCAUUAAAGACUGAUUACAACGAUGAUGAAAUAUCACAGGCAUUAAAUGAAAAAGAAAAUGGAAUUCAAAUAGCUGAGAUGGUUGACGACGAAGAAUAUUUCAAAGAGGACACAUUUGAUGAAUGCCUUUGAAAUAGCCCAACUCACAUUUGUAAAUAGCAGUUCUACAUAAAUAUUGAACUGAAUAUAAGUCUUCAUAGGAUUUAGCACACCAAGGGUAUUUUGUAUUUCAGUGUAGUCAAUGUAUUUUGAAAAAGACAGAUAUUGCAUAUUUCUUUACACUAAAAGAUCAUUGCCUUAAAUCAUUAAACUCACUAAAUCUUCUG
This is a messenger RNA of Mytilus californianus (California mussel), 1589 nucleotides long. Its product is annotated as excitatory amino acid transporter 1-like. Gene Ontology annotation, molecular function: neutral L-amino acid transmembrane transporter activity; glutamate:sodium symporter activity; L-glutamate transmembrane transporter activity. Lineage: Eukaryota; Metazoa; Mollusca; Bivalvia; Mytilida; Mytilidae. The record is from RefSeq and is a predicted model, not a curated record. Gene Ontology annotation, cellular component: plasma membrane. Gene Ontology annotation, biological process: L-glutamate transmembrane transport. The transcript is spliced from 10 exons. The coding region runs from base 40 to 1395 and encodes 451 amino acids.